Messenger RNA from Heteronotia binoei (common prickly gecko), 945 nucleotides. It is a transcript of the gene LAMP3, whose product is annotated as lysosomal associated membrane protein 3. The record is from RefSeq and is a predicted model, not a curated record. Gene Ontology annotation, cellular component: membrane. NCBI's taxonomy places the organism in Eukaryota, Metazoa, Chordata, Lepidosauria, Squamata, Gekkonidae. The transcript has 6 exons. The coding region runs from base 1 to 918 and encodes 305 amino acids.
AUGUCUGACUCCCGCUCUUCCGUCCCCAUGAAUUGGCAGAAGCUGCUGGUGGUGGGAUCUCUUCUCAUCCUGGCCGGGGAAUCAGAACCCAGGGCUCCACAACAUCAGGAAACUACAGUUCACCCAAAGUCGUCAGCUCCAGCUGGAAACACCACGGUUACAAAUGAGACCACCUCCAAGCCUAUCCCCACAGAGUCGAUGAACCAGACAACAACCCGACAGACAGCAAACACAGGGGCCUUGAAGAACGUGACAUCUGCUCCAGCAAGGAAUAAAACCACCGCUCCCUUGCCAACAACCUCAGCGCAGUCCAGCCUCUCACCUAAACCAGCACCUGCUGCAACUGGGGUUUACAGUGUUAAGAACCGAACAGCAGAUUGCAUUAAAGCUUCCCUGGGAUUGACCCUCAUCAUUCAAAACAGCAAAACAAAGAAAGACGAGUAUCUAAACAUUGACCCAAACGCCACACAGACAUCAGGAAGCUGUGGGAUUUGGCAGUCAACUCUGAAUAUUACUUUCCAUGGUGGUUUCAUCCGCUUUACUUUUGCAAAGACUGCAGAUGUAUAUUAUGUCUAUGUGAUCGAAACUAGUUUAACGGUACCCUCUGAGGGCUCCCAGUACUAUGGAAUCGAAACUGUCCGGCUCUUUUCGACUCCGAUUGGCAGCUCUUUUAAAUGCUUCAGCAAGCAAACCAUAGAUGUGGACGUCAGCUUUCAGCUACUGGCCAUCAAUACCCAACUGCAAGCUUUUGAUAUUGUCGGGGACCAGUUUGGGAAAGAGGAAGAGUGUGCUCUGGACAGAAACAAGAGAAUCAUCCCAGCUACGGUCGGCCUCAGUUUGGCAGGAUUACUGGUCAUUGUCAUCACCACCUGCGCGAUUUACAACAGGAAGCCCAACAGAGGAUACGAACGCAUCUGAUUCGUCACGGCACUGAGGAAUGUACCC